CCUUGUAGCAGCGAAGGCAGCGGCGGCGGCGGGGACGGCGGCGGCAGCAGCAGCAGCAGGAGCGUGUCUCUGUCUCUGGUCCCUGCGCUCCGCGCCUUCUGCAGCUAUCACUGCGGCCAAGGCGGGGGCUCCUUCUCUGCAGCCAAUUGGCCUUUCCAGCACGGUGUCGGGGAAAGGAAACUGGGCACUUGGAGACAAGAUCAAGCAGGAACGGAAACAGUCUCCCUGGGGCCACUAGCUCUGGCUAGCUUGCUUACUGGCAUUUGUUCCCUCAGUCUUUGGCUGGAGCACUCACUCCCUCCAGCGCCAGGGAGCAGUUGGGGUGGCGUGGGCUCUUGUCCUCGUCUUGGCUGGUGGGAACUGUGUGUCCAACAGAGGAAGCCCGGUGGGCCUGACCCCUCGUAGCCCAGCGCCGAUGAGUGCCAGGGCGCCUAAAGAGCUGAGGCUGGCACUGCCACCUUGUCUCCUCAACCGGACCUUUGCUUCCCAUAAUGCCAGUGGAGGCAGCAACGCAGGUGUCCGCAGCUCGGGCGCAGGUGGUGGCACCUGCAUCACGCAGGUGGGACAGCAGCUCUUCCAGUCUUUCUCGUCCACGCUGGUGCUGAUUGUCCUGGUCACUCUCAUCUUCUGCCUCAUCGUGCUGUCACUCUCCACUUUCCACAUCCACAAGCGUAGGAUGAAGAAGCGGAAGAUGCAGAGGGCUCAGGAGGAAUAUGAGAGAGAUCAUUGUAGCGGCAGCCACGGUGGUGGUGGGCUGCCCCGGGCAGGUGUUCAAGUCCCAACCCAUGGAAAGGAAACCCGACUGGAGAGACAGCCCCGGGACUCCGCCUUCAGCACCCCCUCCAAUGCCACUUCUCCCUCCUCUUCAUCCCCUGGUCUCCUGUGCCAGGGUCCCUGUGCUCCUCCACCUCCACCGCCAGCCUCCAGUCCACACGGAGCACAUGCAGCUUCCUCCUGCUUGGACACAGCUGGCGAGGGCCUUUUGCAAACUGUGGUACUGUCCUGAUUGUGUAGCCCUCUCCUGACCCCUUCCUCAUUUCCAGCAUCUUUACCAUCCUCGCUUUUGUUCCUCCUUUCUUCCUUUUCCGUUCUCCUCUGGCCCCUCUUUCCUCUGCCCUCCUUCCUUACCUGCUCACCCUUUUACUGUUUCUCCUCCGCCGAGGCACUGUGCGGUAUUUGUAAAUAUUGGGCGAGGAAAGUCUCAGAGGAAGAAAUAACGCCGAUAAUACUUUAUUGAUAUUUAUAGUAAUUAUUAUACUAUUAAUAACACAGUCCAAGCGCAUGACAAAUCACAUAAUUUCUCAUUGUCAAUGAUGGCUGCAUCUUCCCUCUGCACCCGUGCCCCCUCUCAGUAAGGAGAAACCGCACAAGCUACCAAAUAUAUAAAAGACAAUGCCACAGGAGCAAAGGGAGGGGAGGGGGCCGGUGAUGUAUAUAGCUGUCAAGUGAAGGUUUAGUAGGCUUUCUGCCCCUCCCCCCAUGGGCUUUCACUUUUCCUUUAGCUUCUCUCCCCUUCCCUUUCCUCACCUUCAGCCGGGCUCAGGCUUUAGUAUAUUAUAAAGGAAACAUCACAUUAAGCACUAGAGACCACAUAGAAUGUCCCAGAAAAACGUUUAGGACAGGUAACCCCUCUCUAGUCAGUCAUCUCUUCACUUUUGGUCCCCCUGGGCAGAGUUUUCGAGUUUACUUUUAGAAAUAUCUCUCGCUGGCCGAGCACAAAACAAAACAAAACAAAAA
Phodopus roborovskii (desert hamster) is the source of this 1737-nucleotide messenger RNA. It is a transcript of the gene CUNH11orf87, whose product is annotated as chromosome unknown C11orf87 homolog. Lineage: Eukaryota; Metazoa; Chordata; Mammalia; Rodentia; Cricetidae. The transcript is spliced from 2 exons. Bases 416 to 1006 code for a protein of 196 amino acids. The record is from RefSeq and is a predicted model, not a curated record.